This is a messenger RNA of Seriola aureovittata, 8143 nucleotides long. It is a transcript of the gene minar1, whose product is annotated as membrane integral NOTCH2 associated receptor 1. Lineage: Eukaryota; Metazoa; Chordata; Actinopteri; Carangiformes; Carangidae. Gene Ontology annotation, cellular component: plasma membrane. The transcript is spliced from 5 exons. Gene Ontology annotation, biological process: negative regulation of cell population proliferation; negative regulation of TOR signaling. Bases 759 to 3542 code for a protein of 927 amino acids. The record is from RefSeq and is a predicted model, not a curated record.
ACUGAUUAUAAUAAUGAAUUCUGACAAAAGCCCUUCUUUAGUAAAAUGAGUAGCAUUUUACUGACAUUUGUACUUUUACUCAAGUCACAGUUUGAAAGCAGUAUUUUAUUUGUAACUGAACAUGUGUUCACUGCGGCAUUAUUGUAUUUUCUUACAAAAUAUGAAAAAAAAAAUUCUUUACUUUUCUCAGGAACGCCUCUCCAGAGCUCUUAUUUUGAAAGCGUAAACCGGUAGUGUAAGUGUCUAAUCUUUUUUGAGAUGACUCUUUUCAGCACAGAAUGCAGUUUCAGUUCCCGGACAGCUCCUCCAGCACAGCGGCACAGCAGCGCGGCGGAGGCAGGUGUGCAGGAGGCAGAGAGGGGGGCACGGCGGGCAGUGGAGACGGCGCGUGGAUCCACGUUUAACAUCAGAGCCAACCGGUCACAUCUCAUCAGCAUUCACCUGUGCGCGUGCACGUGAGGAUGCACUGUGCGUUCUCGUUUUUGCUCGCCGCUUUUUUUUUUUUUUUUUUUUUUUUUCUGAUUUCGACUGACUGAUGGGUUAAAGUUGAUCUCAGUGAAACCCUCGCGGAUGCAGCCGCGUGAAGGCUGCGCGCUGCGGAUUCAGUGCCAGAUGAUGUUGGAUCACUCUGCUGGAUCUCUGCCGUUCUGCGCCGGGCUGAUCAGAUGAUUCUCCACUCUGUUCCCAACAACUCAGGGUGCCAAGCUUCUCCUGCUUUAGGACCUUCUCUGUAGGCCUGUUCCUGCCACCCAGCAGCCAUGGACCCCCUCCCAGAGUACUCUCAGUUCCUGGUCCGGAUCCUGGAGGAGCUGGACACCAAGCACAACACCAUGUCCUACCAGGACCUGUGUAAGUCCCUGUGUGCUCGCUUUGACCUGGUGCACCUGGCCAAGCUGCGCAGCCUGCUCUUCUACACGGCCUGCCUGGACCCCGCGUUCCCGGCCACGCUCUUCAAGGACAAGAUGCGCAGCUCCAUGGAGGACCCGGAAUCCAAGAAGCUGAUGGUGGCGGCGGACAUCGUCACCAUGUUCAACUUGAUCCAGAUGAACGGAGGCACGGCCAAAGACAAGCUCCCCGUGGUGCACAGAGCCAAGAUCCACAAGAACAGGUCUGUGGACCAGUGCAGGUCUGACAGCGAAGCCUAUAAGUAUCAGGACUGUGACAGAGGGGUCGGUUACGAGCGCAGGGAUCACCCCAGGGAUGGGCACCACCACCACCACCACCACCACCAUCAUCACCACCGCCCCCAGCAGCACCCUGUAGCUCAGAAUACCCCUCCCUGUCCUAAACUGUCUGAGUGCAAAAACUGCGAGCAGUUUAUUCCCACCUCAGACCCCAACUUCCUUCUGGGAGUCGGCAAAGACCUGAAAUGUAGAGCAGCCUCUCUGGACAAACUGCACCAUCUGCCCCAGUACUCCAGCAGCAGUCCGCCCUCUCCACCCUGUGAAAUGCAGAGCACCUACUUUCCCAUGGACAUCGACAGCGAGUCCACCACCGACCAGGAGUCCCUGCAGCACCUCGGCCAUCCGGAGCCCUUCUCUGUUCACUCCUGCAUCCAGAAGAGGAACAUCUUCAAGGAGGACUUUCACAACUUUGUGGCCUUCUCACCACAGGUCAUCACCACUGAGAGCAAACAGGGCAUUAAGGCUGCAGAAGGCUACCACAGGAGGGAGCUGCACAAGCCCGCCACCUUCUUCAACCACAGCUUUGAACUGCCUUACAGUAACCCCUACUUCGAGCCCACGCUCAACUCCCCUCUUCAGGACAGACGGAGGGUGAAGCACGAGAGCCUGGACGACUUACAGGCGUCGACAUACUUCGGUCCGACCACGGUGUCCGAGUGCGUCAGCAGCAGGAAGCACACUAACAGAGCGGGGAAGCAGCCGGCGUGGCCCGUGAAGAGCCUCAGUCUCAACACAGAAGAGGGCCCUGCGGACUUUGAGAGGUCAUUUCUGAACAGCAAACCACUCAAAGAAAACCACCACCGGACUGUCAGCAUCAUCAGCGCUGACAACGAGCAGCACUUUCAGAGCCCGAAGGAAAAGGUCGUCGCGUCUCCCUCUGGAUUUGCAAAGAAAACUAACGGAAUAAAAACCAAGGAAGCAGCACUGAUAUCGAGUGGGCCUGUGGGUUUGGACAAAAGGGAGGCGGCCAAAAGGUUUAGGGACAAAAAUAUGAACAGUCCGUCCUUUCAAGGAGGAGACAGCUCCUCCAGCGUCGGGACUCAAACAGAGCAGGCUGAGAAGAAGAUGAAGGAAUACCCAGCUAAGUUCAGUGACAGAGAAAGACACGCCUUCAAGCACUCUGACGAGGACUCUGAGAUCGUUAGUGACGACAUUAGUGACAUUUUUCGUUUCCUGGACGACAUGAGCGUUAGUGACUCUCUGGGCGUCGUCCAGUCGUCAUGCUACAACAGCACCGGGUCUCUCUCUCAGGUAACGCUGAAGUCUGAAGGCGACAGCUCCCCUGAACGCAACACGGUCAAACUAGCCAAGUCCAAACUGGACCGCCUCUUCCAUUCGCUGGAAAACACAGACGAUGAGCUCAAAUCGAGCGUGUGCAAGCUGGUGAUGAGGAUCGGUGAGAUCGAGAAGAAGCUGGAGUCUCUGUCGGGGGUUCGCAGCGAGAUCUCCCAGGUGCUCUCCAAGCUCAACAAGCUGGACGAGAAGAUCCAGGAGCCCGAGGCCAACGGACGACACAGGGAGACUGCGCCCGGGUGCAACGCCACGCCUGACAAGUCACAUCCCCACCCACAACCACUUCUCGACGCCUCCCUCUCACCUCGUGUUUUCCAGUGCCACACCACCGGCCACAAUGUCAAAGUGGACAAUGGCCCCAAGGGGGAGUGGUGCUGCUCUGACGGCAGUAACGGCGACAGCCUCAGGGUGAAAGCUCUGAAGCAGAGCAUGCUCACCAGGAGGUCAUCCCGCUCACUCAAUGAGGAGACCAGCGCCACUGAGUCAAAGGUGGCCAGCAUCACCAACUCCCCCCGGGACUGGAGGACGGUGUCCUACUCCUGCCACCCUGGAGACGAGGGCAAGGACAAGGACAGAGACAGCAAGGACAGGCACCGGAAGGCCAAAGAGGCAGAGCGAGAGCGUCAAUAUGAGCUUCCCCAGGCCCACCUUUCCCCCAACCCCCACCCGCCCAUGAUCGAACAGGUUUUCUCACCGCAUCCCUUCACCCCCUCCAUCAAGGCCCACGUGAAAGGCAGUCACCUCUACACCGACCUGAGGCUCACCAGCCUGUCAGAUGCCAAGCGAGGCCAGCCAUCCUGGACCAUAGAGGAGUAUAAACGCAACUCAGGAGAGAAGGGGAAGCAGCUCACGGCUCUGGACCUGCAGACCCAGGAGUCCCUAAACCCCAACAACCUGGAGUACUGGAUGGAGGACAUAUACACACCAGGCUACGACUCACUGCUCAAGAGGAAAGAGGCGGAGUUCAGAAGGGCUAAGGUGUGUAAGAUCGGAGCACUGAUCGCAGCCGCUACCUGCACUGUGAUCCUGGUCAUCGUUGUUCCUAUUUGCACCAUGAAAUCAUGAGAGUGCCAAGACGGAGCGGCUCUUCCUAGUGGAUCGUAGACUGUCACUGACGUCCUUUUCUGUUUGUGGACUAGGUAAGUGUGCAGCAGACAGUAUGAACAUGCUGGGACUUGACUCUGUCAGUUUGAUGUUUUUCGUUUUUAAUGCAGUAUUUACUUCUGGUGGUCUUUCUUGCUGAUAUAAAACUGGUUAGGACAGCUACUGUACAAUAGAAAUGAACUCAGCAAUGCAUAAUAUAUACUGUAUAUCUAUUGGUUUAACAGUUGUAGUCUAUUGUAUUGUCAUAAACUGUGCGGGACAUUUGGGAGCUCAUUGAUUUAAUUGUCUUAAACAACAGCAGUUGAUCCCUGAAUUAAACUGGAUUUGUUGAUGUAGCCAACGUAUGAUAUUUUUAUUUUUCGUAUGAUUACUGUACAGUGUAUUUUGAUCAAAGUUAUUUUUGAUGAAUUAUCUUGGUUGAAUGUGAGAAUUUAUCUUUAUCAAUAACAAGCAAGCAUUUUAAGUAACACAAUUUGUGCAACACAUUUUUCUAAAUAGAAGUAUAUUGAAGUGCUUUAGUUCGAAUAUAGAUAUACUCCUACCUAGAAUGCAGACCCGGUGUGACUACACAGCCAAACUGAAUGUAUUGAUAACGUUAGCCUACUUCCUUGGAAAGGUGUAAACUGAGAAGUCACUUGAAUGUCGCUGUCCUCUCUUCAUUUCUCUGAAUUAUAACCAGCCAACAGCACACACCGGCUCCUCUCUCCUUGGUCUUUUCUUUGCAAGUGAAUACUUGAAGUUCUGCAUGACUGUAGACUAGAGAGGCACAGCUCCCCACACUGCACAAACCAAACAGGAAAACAUCCCUCUCUGAGCAGGUCUGUCCAUCCAUUCAUUGCUGCAGUCUCCUAAAAUGCCUUAAAGCACAAACACAAAUAUAACCCAACUAGCCCAUCCAGUCCCUUGCCCAGCUUGUUGCCUGGCAACCCUUAGUUUAGCCUGAAUAGAAAAUAGUAACCCAUAUAGGCUGGUGUCUUUCUAUAUUUUUCUUAUUGUGAACAAAUCUCAGCAACGUGUUGUUAUUCUCAUCUCUGCCCUGUCUGUCACACAUCCCCAAGGUCAUUGUUUCCUACUGAACACGUAAAUCUUUAAACUACAAUCGCAAGUGUAUGAUUGAUUUGGCAUUGACCUGAUUGACCAUUGACCAUUGAACUGAGUAGUUAAGGCACAUACCGCAUUGGUGCACAUGCCUUGUGCAGUGGGUCCCUGGUUCGACUCCCGGUUGGCCGGACGCUUGGUGCAUAUCAUUCCCCUCCUAAAAUGCCCCAAAAUAAUUAUAUAAUAAUUCAUUUUUAAAGAAGGCUCAGUAAUGCGUGUAUGUGGGACUGAGUCAAAAGACAACUCGUGAUUUAUGAUAAUAAAGGAACAUGUCACCACACAGAGCAACUGUGGCUCACUGAUGUGUUUUUAAUUGUUUUUUGACAAAAUGGACAUUAAGAUAUAUCCUGCUUUGGAUACACACAAUACUUGUUAGUAGGAUCACUUUAUUGUUAGUUUGGGAUUGUAGAAAGAAUUUGUUGACAAUCAGAGGGAUAUAGCAUGUCACCAGCCUUUGUCCAUGUGACUGGAAACCAAUGAUAUAUCUUCCAUACAGCUCAGUAAAUCUUCUUUUGGCCUCUUCACUGUUUAUUUGGUACAUCUCUGUAAUGUACUUGUAGUGUCACUUUGUUAGUGAUGCUCUCAUAUUGGACUCCACUUUGUUUGAGAAAAUGUACUAAUAUUCUGUUUCUCCCAUUGUAUGUAAAUGGGACAAAAUAUUUAAUGCACAUUUCAGUAUAAUCCUUUGAUCUUUAUAACAAUAAAGAAGUAAAGCAUAGUGAAUCCAUAUCCAACAGGAUUAGUCUGGUUCCAGACACCUGACUCACCUUCAAUAUCUCUGAUUGGCUCAGUGAUUCUUGUAGGUCUGGUGUUGUGAUUGGUUAGAGAAACAACUGACCAAUCACAGCUUUGUAGGUGGGUUCAAAAGGGGGGAUGUUAUCUUCCUACACAGCUACAGUAUCUACCAAACUACAUGAAUGAAAAGUGGUGCCACAAAAAUGAGAUAGAAAUCUGUACAGGUUGUUGUACAUCAACAGAAAUAAAUGGCUCAUAAAUGAUGUUGCUCACUACUGAAUGAUUAGACCAAAACUAAAAAUAACACAUUUAAUUUAUUGAACUUGUCAGAACAAUAAACACACACUUUUCUUAAAAAGGUAACUCCUGCCAUCUUUUCAAACACGUUUUGAGUAUUUAUUGUUUUUAAAGUUUAAAGGUUUUGUGUUUUAUACAUUUUUACUGUAUUAUUAUAAUCAACCAGAUUACAUAACUCUUAUAAAGGACGGCUUCAGUCUUUGGCAUCAUUUUAUUGUCUCUCUUUUGUAAUAAGAAAACUGGGUUUUUAUGCGUUUUUCUGUCUUUCUACACAGUUGGUAGGAACAAUAUUGUGUAGUGAUGCCACUGAUUUAAAUUUCUAUUUAAUUUCUAUUUACAGUGUUCAGUGCCAGGAAUGGCAAUUCAAAUAUUUGCUUCUCUUUGAAUAACUGUAUAUUGGUCUAACUACAGAGCUUGCUCAAAAUGUUCCAGUUGGUCGUCUGAGGGGAGCCAUGGCAGAACGCUCUGCUCCCAUCAGACUAUCAACAGUCACAAAAUGAACUUGCAUUGUACUUUAAUUAGACUAAUCUGUGUCCAAAGCAACGUGCUGUGAUGACAUCACUGAUGACCGUUUAUGUGGGUUAAAGUCUCAACAACAGCUCAUCCACAAACCCUGGAUCCUCAGCAAUAUACCCGCCAUGUUUGAUGUACUGUAGAUCAGAUGAGCGGUUGUUGAGAAAAUCAAAGGACAGACAGAGAUUUCUGAAUUGUUUCUGAUUGUUUCUUAUUUUAUCAUCUGUCUGUAUUAACUACAUUAAUGAAUAACGCACUACCACUAUAACACCACCUCCAUAAUGACCAGCGAGUGACAGCAGACAACCAGGCUGCUGAUAAACCCGCAUCUCAUCACGACACAGCUAGUUUUUAUUUCCCUCACCUGAGUGAUACAGAUCUAAACCUCUUAGUCUGUAUGUCAGUGCAGUAUUGAGGUUCUGCAGUUGACGUCACAACCUCUAGCAGCUGCCAUACUGGUGACAUGUUACUCUCAACGUUGCAACCAUGUAAAUGUAUUAAUACUGAUUAAUGCUGAUUGCUAAUGUUUGGAUUAUAAGCAAUUCAAAUAAGUGUCAUUUGGGAGAAAACUACACAACACAAUAUAUUUAUAUAUAUAAAUCAUGACUUGUGUAUUUUUACAAGUUUACCGUAGACACUGAGGAGCAGAAUUCAGAUGUGUUGAAGAGCAUGUAGAAUGAGUUAGGAAAGAUCGGCUCUUCUUCAUGUAUGAACUAGACAGAGCAAGUGAGGGUUGACUUCACACGCACUGAUCCAAACUCAAGUGUGAUUAUGCUGAACAGAGCAUUUGACUGGUGUUAUGUCUAUGUGAAGCCUGCAGAGAGUUUUGGGGUGUUUCCCCACAGUGUCGUUAACUAAUUAAGAAAGAGAUGAGGCUCAUUAUGUGGGAUGAGCCUGAGCUUGUAAACAGAUGAGAGGCCAGUGGUGUCAGUAGUCACACAUUGUAUUUAUGCUUCAGUUCACCAAGCUAACAACCCAGAACUCACAGAGGUUGAGCCAAAGUUGCAUGGCGGUACAUACAGCUACUUUUGGGAAUUACAUCCACAUUGGUCAACACUGUCUCUCACAAUUAAUGUCCAAUGCCAACACUCCAUGCCAAUGCAGGAGGUAGUGUGCCAUAACCACAGUCUUUUGUAACCUUAAUCAUACUGUAGUUGCAUGUGCAGAUAUUGUAGAAAGAAUUUUAAUAAAUAGAUGCAUUGGAUGAAAAAUAUUUUCAGAAUUAUCCAGUGUUCUUUUCUGAAGAUUGAUUUUAGGCGUGUAAUCACCUGAGCAGGGAGAGUAUAGGCAUCACAUAUAUGUAUUUCUCUUGUUUUCCUACUCUAUUGCUGAAGGUCUUCAGAGAUCAGAUAAGACACAUAGUGUAGCAAGUGGCAUUAUUCCCUGGUGCACUGCUUCUGCCUUUCAUUAUGGCGCCUGGUGCCUGAUGAUGACGUCACUGCAAGACCUCCAUAGUGCAUUUACACCCCAGCAAAGCUAAAGAAGAGGUUGUGGUGACUGAAGGGAAAAUGCUGUGAAAUGAAACCGAUAUACCCCCUGACAGAUCCCUCUGCCUGAACCCCCCCAGCCUGGUUUCCUUUUUAUUCAAUAACUACAAUGUCAUUGUUCCGGAGAUGAGUUUAUUUUUCCAUUCUUAAUCACCCUGUACUUAAUCAUUUAUUUUAGAUUGUAAAUCUAAACCAUAUCCAUCCACUGUCUACAAUGAAGAGAGAUUCUGAAGCCAGCUGUGAGCAGACAGCCUCUGUUUCUCUGUCUCUUACUGUUAACUGUCCACUGCAUUGGAUCUGCCUUCAGCACAGGAAAUGUGAGCUGCAGCCCACUGUAGGAGUCUGUAAAUAGCUUCAGGUUAGAGGUGCAUUGUGGGAGCAGGUGUUGACUGGAAGAAUACUAUAAUAAAAACUUAUUGUUCUGACUGUUAA